Maniola jurtina (meadow brown) is the source of this 1433-nucleotide messenger RNA. Its product is annotated as pancreatic lipase-related protein 2-like. The transcript has 2 exons. The coding region runs from base 385 to 1410 and encodes 341 amino acids. Gene Ontology annotation, molecular function: lipase activity. The record is from RefSeq and is a predicted model, not a curated record. Lineage: Eukaryota; Metazoa; Arthropoda; Insecta; Lepidoptera; Nymphalidae.
CGCCUGCAUUCAGUCUGGUCACAUCAGGUGAAUCAGAGCGUGUGUUUACGUUUUUAUAUACAAAUUGUUUGUGACACUAAAUUGGUUACAUUAAUUACGAUUUUUUCUAAUUAGUUAACAUUAACAUAUAAACUUAGUUAACAUAUAAAAGUCAAUUUCACGUAAAUCAAUAACGUUUAAUUACAUAAAUUGUUGAGUGAUGUACUUAGUACACAAAAUUGUUUAUAAUUGCACUGUACUGGGACACAAAUUUGUUUACAGUGACGCUAUUAUAGUAAAUUAUUGUUCAUAGAGAUCAUAUUUGAGACACUAAAUUGUUUACAGUGGCUUCGUUUAGAUCACGGAAUUGUAUAUAAUUUAGUUUGGGACACAAAAUUGUUUACGAUGAAACUGACAGGUGUUGUGCUACUGUUUUUGUUUUCGAAUGUGUAUUCGUGGGGUCGCGGCGAUUUGGAGAAAUAUGGACCCUUUCAAAUUGCUUUGCGGUCGAAUUUGAUCAAAUGUGAGCACGACAGAACUCUAAACCUGGAUGUCAGCGGUAUAGACGUCUAUUUUUACGACUUCCCGCGAAACGACGUCGAAACCUUCACAAUCGACGGCGCGGCGAGAGGAAUUCUAGCAAUAAAGGAGCUCGACAAAACGAGGAAAUUCAUUAUCUUUGUCGCGGGAUACAAAUCAAAUAUCAACAAAAGAACCGAGGAACGAGUCAGAGAUACGUUCAGGAACUAUCCGAACAGCUAUUUAAUCAUCCUAGACCAUUCCCCAUACACAAACGACAAACAAGGACAAAUUAAGAGUUACGAACGAUCAGUAAGAUACGUCCACUACAUUGGAAAAGCAUUGGCUCAAAUGUUGGCAGACUUGAAACAAGGUGGAAUUAGCCCGAAGAACAUGCACUGUAUUGGCCACAGUCUAGGGUCCCAAAUUCUUGGAAAUACAGGAGAAAUUUUCUACGAAAUUACUGGAACUAAAAUCGCUAGAAUCACAGCUUUGGACCCAGCAGGACCUUGCUUUUCAAACAGCUUAAUUCAAGAGCAAAUCAGGUCGGGUGUGGCGGAUUAUGUUGAGGUCUACCAUUGUAAUGCUGGAGGGUUAGGUACUACUAGCGUACUGGGAGAUGUAGACUUCUUUGUGAACAAAAAAGGUCAGAGCCAACCUAAUUGUAAAACCCCUUUCGUACCAGGCAUCUUCGACUCUUCGAAAGCUGCUAAAUGUAACCAUAGGGCUUGUAUAGACAUUUGGACGGCUACUGUUAGUAAUCCUAACUGGUACUUGGCGUGGAAAUGUGACUCGUACCGGAAGUUCAAGAAGGGCAAUUGCGCUGCUAACGAAGUUACCAUUGCUGGUUUCUGGAACCCUGGGAACGCUACCGGUGUUUACUACUUCUCCACUGAUGGCUAUGACAUUUAAAUUGAUUAUAUUUAUUGAUUUUU